Messenger RNA from Siniperca chuatsi (mandarin fish), 1095 nucleotides. It is a transcript of the gene bik, whose product is annotated as BCL2 interacting killer. The record is from RefSeq and is a predicted model, not a curated record. The transcript is spliced from 6 exons. NCBI's taxonomy places the organism in Eukaryota, Metazoa, Chordata, Actinopteri, Centrarchiformes, Sinipercidae. Bases 130 to 600 code for a protein of 156 amino acids.
CUAAUGGUCACUCUCGGUAGAAGCAGGUAAAAGGCGCGGCCAAUCAUAUUUGCGGCAGUUACCUGAGAGCAGCGAGAUUAAAGGACGCUGCUGGCGGCGUCCACUUUAAUCUACACAAACGAAAACAAGAUGGUUGAACAAUCAAGACAGCCGAGUCGUGUCGUCUCCCUCCAGGCUGGACCUGAUGAGGUGGACACUGACACCCUGUUUGACGUGAACCUCAGGAUCAACGACAGGGCUGCACGGGCCUUUGGGCACCAGUUGGCUGCAAUUGGAGACCAGCUGAACCGGGAAUGGGCCAGCAGACAGACGAACUGGCUACCAACUCCUCUCCACAUGCUGAGACCCGCUCAGGCACUGACCAGGACCAUCUAUCGGGAUAUCCACAGUCAGUUAUGGGGCUUCCAGGGCCUGUCUGCGGAAGUGAAGGCCUGGAUAGCGAGCACUGCGCCUGGGCAGGGUAUCCUCAGAGCUGACGCCUGGGUGUCCAAUUUGAAACCAGUAACCUGCACUGGCUGGACCAGAGGAACACUGGUGACUGUGGCACUGGUGGCUGCAGUGACCAUUUUCAGUGCACGAUGGGUGGAAUGGAAAGCCUAAAGGGCCAUAAGCAGGUCUUUUCGGCCAUCAUAUAUUUGACACAAAAUGUUUGCAAAUGAGUGACAAUUAUUGCUAACUGAUUUGUUUCUGCGGUUUACUUUGACUUCUCUUUUUAUACUAUUUUUGUGAGCGGUAUUGAAUUUGACGCUUUAUGACUGGAAACAGGGUUAAAACAUGCACUGUAAACUUUGUCAGGGCAUUUGGAAAUUGUUUAAAUCGGUUUUACAGUGUUGCCCAAAAAGAAGGCAAGCAUAUUGUAGCAGUGACAUGAUGGUUCACGGUUGUAUUAAUGUCAAAAGGCCUAUUUCCCAAGACUGGACUGUUGCUGGCCUGCAGUCUUUUGCAUCCAGAUUUGUUUCUUACUGGUUUAAGAGGCCAACAUUUUUACAAAUGAUAUGUAGCCUGGCUUAAUAUAAAAUAAAGGGAGCUGGACUUUCUGUUUCAGAUUUGAAAGUGCUUUUUCAUGUGAUGCAAAUAAACUUCAAAAUGAUGACA